AUGGCGGCCAUUCUGACCAUGGUCAGCACCGCCUUCGCUGCCAGGGGCUUCCUCGACUCCUGCUCUGACUUCUCCAUCACCAACCUCAACGGCGGCCAGGGCCGUUCCAUGAUGCUCAAGGCCAAGUGCAAGGUCGAUAGCCUGCACAACAACUUGUCUCAGCUGGACCUCAACGGCUGCUUCGGCUGGACCAGGGACGCCUGCGGCUUCACCUACCCUCCUUCGAGCGGCCUGACCAACUCUGUGGGCACCUGUACCAACCACUACUCUGGUGGCGAGGAGCACUUCGGCGCCAACUUUGGCUGCUUCGGCCCCUGCAGUGGCGGUGGCACUGUCUUCAACGUCUUUGCUCUCAACCAGUACAUCGGCAACGACAACGGCAACCUUGUUUGCUAA
Molecule: messenger RNA, 396 nt
Organism: Diaporthe batatas
Lineage: Eukaryota; Fungi; Ascomycota; Sordariomycetes; Diaporthales; Diaporthaceae
Exons: 2
Coding region: 1-396 (131 amino acids)
Source: RefSeq, a predicted model, not a curated record